AUGACCUCCGACUUGCAACCUGAGCCUGAUGGGCAGAUCAAGGCUUUUCGAAAUGAAAACGAGCUGAUCUCUAGAAUAUUGGACUCCACCAGCACCAUCAUCUCUUCCUUCCAGGAGCUCGACAAGCAACAUGCCGCCAUCGCCAGCCUAUUGAAGGCAGCAAGCAAAGUGUCUUCCGCACUUGACAAGUCUGGAAACCUUUCCAACAGAAACAUGCAUGGCUCACUGUUGUUGGCCACAGCCGCAAUUGCGCAAGCCAACCCCGAGCAAGGCUUGGGAUUCCGCAACGAAGCAAUCGGCCUCCUCUUGUUGGCCACAAGCAGAGUUGUCGCUUCCUUCAAGAACGCCGGAAACGUUCCUCGUGCUCGUACUCCAGCCGCGAGAGGUCGCACUUGCUACUUUAAUCGACUCCCCAAAGAGCUGAAGCAUAAAAUUUGGGAUUUAUGCCUCCCGCGUGGUAGAAUCUACGAACCGAAGACAUAUGAAGAUUACAUGUUCUAUGACCCAAGACACGUUCGAUUCUUUCAACACUGGGCGCCUCCGACUCUCAGAGAAGUCAAUCGAGAGGCACGCGACUACUGCAUGAAGGCAGGUCAGUUUCGCUUCGGCUACUAUGAGGAUGACUUGGCCCACGAAACGAUGAGAUCGAUCUGGUACAACAACAAGCUCGACGCUAUCUACAUCUCCAGGUAUUCCCAGUGGCGGGAUUUGAACCUCCUCUAUGUGAAGAACCUCAUCAUCGGAGACACGAUCGUCCUCAGCCCGGAUAAGUGCAGAGACGUCCUCUCGGGCGCUUGCUACGGCUGCGACAACUUGACGAUUGCUUACCAGCCCCGCGGAGCUCCUAUCGUGAAGAGUAGAGCACCGAGUCGUUGGGAGUUGGAGACUACUCAGCCAGUCUUUUACGACAUCAAAGAUCAUGAGCGUGUCUGCGCUGAGCUGGUGGACUUGAAUGAUUGGGAUGAAGGCCUGCUGAAGACCUGGGGUGAACACCAACUCGAACUGGAGAAGGUUCUCUACGAGAGCGCGGGCAGCUCCUUCAAGAAACUGGUCAGGUUUCGUGCCGUGGAGGUUUUUCGCAAGCCUCGCGUUAUUGAGUGA
Messenger RNA from Colletotrichum godetiae, 1101 nucleotides. RefSeq lists its product as uncharacterized. The transcript has 2 exons. The coding region runs from base 1 to 1101 and encodes 366 amino acids. Lineage: Eukaryota; Fungi; Ascomycota; Sordariomycetes; Glomerellales; Glomerellaceae. The record is from RefSeq and is a predicted model, not a curated record.